Messenger RNA from Hemicordylus capensis (graceful crag lizard), 3417 nucleotides. RefSeq names its product calpain 12 (gene CAPN12). NCBI's taxonomy places the organism in Eukaryota, Metazoa, Chordata, Lepidosauria, Squamata, Cordylidae. The record is from RefSeq and is a predicted model, not a curated record. Gene Ontology annotation, biological process: proteolysis. The transcript is spliced from 22 exons. Gene Ontology annotation, cellular component: cytoplasm. Gene Ontology annotation, molecular function: calcium-dependent cysteine-type endopeptidase activity; calcium ion binding. The coding region runs from base 858 to 2798 and encodes 646 amino acids.
CAUGCAAGGCGGAGAGGAGACUCACCGAUGUCAGUUUCAGAUGGAAAAUCCCUUUUGGGCUGGUGUUGUGUUUUUUUUAAAAAAAUGCUAAUUUUUCCUCCUCUGGGGUCUCAAAGAGCUUCUGAGGAGGAUUCCCGCUUGGAAGAGACAGUUGCUGACAAGAGGAGUGGCUGCCAAGAGGCAGAGUGCAGAAUACAUUAGCAUAAAUUAUCCUGAAAGGGAGGGAGAGGUUAGGAUGAACAAGAACUUGAGAACAAGUAGUGCACAAAAAAUUGAUGCACAUUUUUUACCCCUUCAAAGUUAGAGGAAUGUUGGUUUAGCAAACAGAGUCUUCUGAUGCCACCUUGUGGUACGGAGGGGAAAAGCAAACCCGAAAUAAUUGUGGAAGGAAAAUGAGUUUCUAUAGGGAAUAUCGUAGGGCAGGCUGUGUGGUGCACAAGUGGACAACUGGCCACAUUUCUGGGGGCUGGGAUACUUACAAAGAGUGCUUGGACUAGCUUGAUCUUGGUUUGACCCCACAAGAUAUUUAAUACUUUUAACCGAAAUAACACAUUCAACAUUAGCUGACAGGAGAGUAUAUAAGGCCUUAACUGUUAAGAGCUCUCAAGAGAUAGCACUCUUCUUUUGUAAAUUUAAAAUGUGUUUGCAAGUCACGGGCCCACUAAACUAUGCUGGAGGGAAUUGAAGUAAAGCUCUCUUUCCCCUGCCCCCACAUUGGUCUUCAGCUAUGAGGGCCCAAUUUGGCUGCUAUUCACUCAGUUAACAACAAGCCCACCAGCGAUAACAAUGGGCUGAAUGUUGGGUACCUCUUCACCGACCCAUACUUUCAAGCUUGCCCCCAAUCAAUUGGAACAUGGAUGCCACAGCCUGGCUUAGUGGAUACUCGGGGACUGGUUUGGAAGAGGCCGAAGGACAUCUCCAAGCCUCGAUUCCCAACAUUUGUCCGUGAAGGGAUGUCUCGGUUUGAUGUUCGCCAGGGGAGAUAUCUGGGGGAUUGCUGGUUCCUAGCAGCAGCUGCCUCCCUCACCUUGUACCCGCGGUUCCUGCACAGAGUGGUUCCUCAGGAUCAAAGUUUUGGCAGAGAGGACUACGCUGGCAUCUUCCACUUCCAGUUCUGGCAGUACGGACAGUGGGUGGAUGUGGUUGUGGACGACCUGCUGCCUACUGUGAAUGGAGAGCUGCUGUUUGUGUACUCGGCUCAGAAUGACGAGUUCUGGAUGCCAUUGUUGGAGAAAGCCUAUGCCAAACUGAAUGGCUCCUACAUGGCUAUGGAUGGCGGAUUCAUGAAUGAGGCCUUUGUGGACUUCACUGGUGGAAUUGGGGAAGUGCUCUCCCUAAAAACACCCAACUCAAAGCUCUUCAAGAUCAUCCAGGCAGCAGUGAGCAGGCGCUCUUUGAUGGGGGCACACUUAAAGGUUAAAAGCUACGCGGACAAGGAAGCAGUAACGGCAGAGGGGCUGGUGAAGGGGCAUGCCUACUCCAUCACGGGGGCCCACAAGCUCAGCAUGGAGGGCAAGAAGGUGAAGCUUUUGCGGCUGCGGAAUCCCUGGGGCAAGGAAGAGUGGAAGGGCCGCUGGUGUGACAGCUCACCACUGUGGUCCUAUCUUGAUCCUGAACUCCGGAAGAAGCUGAAUGAGAACAAGGAAGAUGGGGAAUUUUGGAUGCAACUGGUUGAUUUUAUACGUUAUUUUGAUGGCCUGGAGAUCUGCCACUUAAGUGCUGAUGCACUAGAUGAGGAGGGAACUCCCUCUAGCUGGGACAUCAAGUACUUCCAAGGGAACUGGACCAAAGGUCUUAAUGCGGGUGGAAUGCAGAACAACUACUGGAAGGACACUUUCUGGAUGAAUCCCCAGCUCCAUGUCUCACUGCAGGAGCCAGAUGAGGAUGCAAAGAAAAAGAAUCCCACCUGCACCCUCAUUGUCUCUCUCAUGCAAAAGAACUGGCGCAGGAGCAGCAGGACCAGGAAGGUCACCUACAUCAGCGUCUUCCAGGUGUCCAAAGAGUAUCUACAGCUAAAGAGCACAGCUGAAAGAAGAAAACUGCUCCACAGCCUCAAGGCAGUCUGUCCUCCUUUCACUGAGUUUAAAAGGGAUGUCACAGGAUACCUCCAGCUGCCCCCUGGGGAUUACCUGAUCAUCCCUAGCACUCAAAAGCCUAUGGAAGAGGCAGAAUUCACUCUCUGCAUCUAUAUCAAGAACAAACACCAGCUCUUGGAAAUUGAUGAAGAAAUAAACGCAGAUGGGAAGACACCUCAGGUGAUGCUACCGCUCAAGGCUGGGCUAGAGCAGCAGCUUGAGAAAACUUUCCUGGAAUGGGCAGGUCAGGACCAGCAGAUGGGUAUUGCUGAACUCCAGGGCCUUCUGACUAAAACGAUGGCCACCACAAGUCAACUGAAGAUGGAUGGCUUUUCCAGAGAGGACUGCCAGAAAAUUAUCCAGCUUUUCAGUGACAGUGGGACAGGCAGGCUGACACUACACGAGUUUAGCCAAUUCUGGACUAAGAUGAGAGAAUGGGAGGGCAUAUUCUUCACGUAUGACCAAGACAGGUCUGGCACCAUGAACACCCAUGAAAUGCGGAUGGCAUUGGACGCUGCAGGCUUCCACUUAAACAAGCAGACAUUUGAGGUCCUUGUGACAAGAUACAGCAACCCUUGGCUUCAGAUAGACUUUGACAGCUUUAUAUCCUUCAUGGUGCACUUGGAAAGCGUCUUCGGGAAGUGCAAGAGCCGGGAUGCUAAUCAGGAUGGACUGAUCUACAUGACUAGGGAGGAGUGGAUGGAACUCGUCACCUCCCCCUGAUACAGAAGAGCUGACCCAGCUGGCUCCCACUCUCAAUGGAUGACUAAUGAAUUCUAGCUAGAAGCAUCAGCAGAGAUUAUAUUAAUUAUCUGCAUUCUGCAAUCAGAAUGAAUUAGGCACUAUAGAAAAACAGUUAUUAUGCAGAGCAUGAUUAAAAGAAACAAAUACAGGCUUUUGGCGCAUUAUGGUUACAGCCACGUUUUUCUCUUUAAACUAACUUCUGCAUUUGGUGACUGAAGACACAAGUCAAGUCUGGUUUUUUGCACUGCCAUUGCUGACCCUUUCCUGUGGAGACCACUGUGCCCCCGGGUACAUCGGGCUAUCUCUUGCUCUGCCACCCUUAAUGGUGCCCAAGACCAACCCCCUGUGGCUCACCCCAAGGAUGCUCCCUGGACCCUUUCUGCAAUACUCAAGCAGAGGGCAGUUGUCCUUCCAAGAAGCAGCCCCCCACCCCGUCCUUUUCAUAUUGCAAAGCAGUCUAUUUCUCUUUUUGAAAACAGAAAAGCCAAAACAAUUCCUAUACCGUUUUUAAAAAGAAGAGCAAUUUAAUUUACACAGAAGUACUAAAUGUACAUAAUUCUGUUUAAAAAUUGUUAUAUACAAUAAAUACAGUACAAAA